Polypterus senegalus (gray bichir) is the source of this 2685-nucleotide messenger RNA. RefSeq names its product proteolipid protein 1a (gene plp1a). Lineage: Eukaryota; Metazoa; Chordata; Cladistia; Polypteriformes; Polypteridae. Gene Ontology annotation, biological process: central nervous system myelination; axon development. The record is from RefSeq and is a predicted model, not a curated record. The transcript is spliced from 7 exons. Gene Ontology annotation, molecular function: structural constituent of myelin sheath. The coding region runs from base 143 to 880 and encodes 245 amino acids. Gene Ontology annotation, cellular component: plasma membrane; myelin sheath.
GUUCAUUGUUGUGAAACAGAAGAGACUUGCAGAUUAAUAAAGGAGCGCUUCAGGCGGAUUCAGCACAUCGGGGGGAAAAAACGGAACGUAAUAGGCGAGUCUCGAGAAACAACCGGAGGGACCUUUAACAACUUUAUUAGCCAUGGGUUGUUACGAAUGCUGUGUAAGAUGCUUGGGUGGGAUUCCUUAUGCCUCACUUUUUGCCACCCUGCUCUGUUUCUCGGGCGUGGCUUUGUUCUGUGGAUGUGGUCACCAGGCGCUGACUGAAACAGAGAGGCUCAUUGAGGCCUAUUUCUACCGCGGAGCCCCGGAUUACACUACACUGGCUUACAUAAUCCAAUACUUCCAAUAUAUCAUAUAUGGACUGGCUUCCUUUUUCUUUCUGUACUGCAUCUUGCUGUUGGCCGAGGGGUUCUAUACCACCAGUGCUGUCAAGGAGACCUAUGGAGACUUCAGAAGCACCUUCUGUGGCAGAUGCCUUAGUACGACGUUUAUUGUCUUGACCUACAUUAUUGCUGUGAUCUGGCUCUUUGUGUUUGCCUGCUCUGCAUUACCUGUCUAUAUUCUGCACAAUAUGUCAACCACUUGCCAGACCAUCACUUUACUCUCUGAGACCAGCUCGGGACUCAACCAGCUCUGCAUGGAUGCCCGGCAAUAUGGUGUCUUACCCUGGAACGCCACCCCAGGAAAGGUCUGUGGUAUGACGCUGGUGGCAAUCUGCAAAACCAAGGAGUUUGACCUGACCUUUGACCUCUACAUUGCUGCCUUCACCGGAGCAGCAGCCACCCUCAUUGCUUUGCUGACCUAUAUGAUGUCCACUACCUAUAACUUUGCUGUCCUGAGGUUUUUGAGUCGACAGGGUAUCUGCACUAGAUGCUAGAGUCUCAAGCACCAGUCUGUCUUCCUCUCACAUUUUCCAGGUCUGGUCUAGUACAGCCAUGCCACUCAUCAUAAUGUUAGGAGCUGAAAAGAAAAGACAAAACUCUUACAAAGCUUAAAUAUACUCAGAUAUUUUAAAAAGAACAAUACAUGUUAAAUUGUCAGAGGUGAAUGAUGCUCCUUUACCAGUUAAUGCACCUUAAUCUUUUUUUUUUUUGUAAUUGGAAAAGCAGGUGUAUUUUCAGAAAAUGACUCUUCUUCUUUAAAGCACUUAAGGAAAGCUGCUUUUAUUUUAUAAAGCUUAACUCCAGAGGCUUCUGCACUCUGCGUUUUGUUCCAAAUAUUGACUGUACUAGAUCUCACAAUGCACUCUACUGUCUGCUUGAACUUAAGUUUCUUUUUCCUUGUCACUGUUUCCCACCUUACUAUAAGCUUGCAUUCUUUUUACAACUAUGGCUCUAACCCUAUGAGGGAUUAAUGCAGAGUCGAAUGUUGAUAAAGCAAAUGUGCAUAAACCAAAACUGGCGAAUGCCUAUUUACAGAAUAAGGAACCCUCCCCAUUUUAUUUUUUAAUGUGUUUUUAUUUAUUUGUUUUACAUUUGUCAUUCAGAAAUGCUUUAUGUGCCAAACAUUGAAUAAGUCUGUAACUAAAAUACUCAAUUCACUGUCUAAAACUGUAAUACAAAAAUCAAUUAUUUUAGAAAGUUAACAUUUCUCAUUUUGUAACAAAUAGUUAUAUUUGCUGUUGAAUUAUAUAAAUUAUCAUCAUCAACUACCAACAUUUUUUUUUAUUUUUAACAUUGAAUGUAAAUCUGAGACAGUGGUCUGAUUUUUUUUCCAAACUGAUUUUGUUAUUGUUAAUAUCAGUGAAGCCAGUACAUUUGAUUUCCAAGACAGCCACACAUCCAAAACUGCUACAGGAGUAGAAUUAGAAUUUUAGAGUACUAUCCUGUACCACUCCUGUACUGCUUUAUUUUUUAUUGAGACUUUACAAAUUCCCUGAAGUGGAGUCACUUUCAUUUAUCAACCUUUUGUGCGAUACUUUAUAACUAAUAAUAAUUUUAAAGAAAGGUAUUGAAAGGUGCUAUCAAAAUUCCUUUGGUUACAUUUUGUUUUCUAGUGUAAUCAGUUUAACUUUUUUUUUUUUAAUAUUGCUAAUACAAAAAGUGUCCUUGGUAACCGUAGGUAUAAAAUACUGUAGCUAUAUAGCACUUGUGUGGCAAUUUAAAAUAGUGCCUGUUGCACCAUUAGUGGUGGUGAUUAUUAAAACUUAAAGUCAGCUCUGGCUUUUAAAUACCAGUAUGUGGAUUUUCACAGAUAAGGUAAUGAAUAUUUAACAGAAAAUAAAAAUAGUGAAAACUGAUCACUAUGGUUGGAUUUUUUUUCUUUAUGUGAUGUUAAAACCUUGUAAAUAAAGCUGAGAGAGAUUUGUUUGACUUGAUGUGAGCAGCUAAUGAAGAAGCUAUCAAUUUAGUUUACUCUGUUUUAUAUUUUGGCAAGCCAUCAUCCAUGUCUAUUUUUUCUUAUUUUUAUGUUUUUAUUUACGCUUGUAAUGGAAAGGUAUCUAUGAUGUUUAAAGUAGCUUUGCUCACAGACAUUUAGAUAGUGAAAAAAAUGUGUGCAAAACAGAAUUGUAUAUGCGGUUCAAAUAGUUUAACAAUACAUCUUAAAUUUUGCAAUUCUGAACAGGUUACAUUUGGCACAAAUACAAAAAAAAGUUUCUGUAUCGAUGUACAACAUUGUGUAUUGCUGUCCUGAAUGCCUUUGCAUAGUGUGCCGUUAACAAAUACAAAUGAAAGAAAUCUC